Alligator sinensis (Chinese alligator) is the source of this 3851-nucleotide messenger RNA. It is a transcript of the gene PCSK9, whose product is annotated as proprotein convertase subtilisin/kexin type 9. Gene Ontology annotation, molecular function: serine-type endopeptidase activity. Gene Ontology annotation, biological process: proteolysis. The transcript has 12 exons. Lineage: Eukaryota; Metazoa; Chordata; Crocodylia; Alligatoridae. The annotation marks the transcript as partial. The record is from RefSeq and is a predicted model, not a curated record.
CUGCUGGCCCUGGGCAGCGCGCGGGUCCUGGCACAGGAGGCGGAGGAUGCGCUGGGCGAGCUGGCGCUGCCCUUUGCUGCCGAGGAGGAAAACCACACGGAGUGGCGGAGGCAGAGCCCCGCCGCCGCCUUCCACCGCUGCAACAAGGAUGCCUGGAGAAUGCCUGGGCACUACAUCGUGGUACUGAAGGAGGAAACCCAUAAGUCCCAGACAGAGAGAACCGUCCAGAGGCUGCAGGCCAGAGCAGCGAAGCAUGGCUAUCUCACCAAAAUCCUGCACAUCUUUCAGGAGCUCUUCCAGGGCUUUGUUGUUAAGAUGAGCAGCGACAUGCUGGAUAUGGCGCUGAGACUGCCGCACAUCGAUUACAUUGAGGAGGACUCCUACGUCUUUGCUCAGAGCGUCCCCUGGAACCUGGACAGGAUCAUCCUGGCACAGCACAAGGCUGAUGAAUACGACCCUCCCAAUAAAGGAGAGCUGGUCGAGGUUUACCUGCUGGAUACCGGUAUCCAGAGCAAUCAUCGGGAGAUCGAGGGCAGAGCAUUUGUGACCAACUUCGAGAACGUCCCGGAGGAGGAUGGCGCACGCUUUCACAGGCAGGCCAAUAAGUGCGACAGCCACGGGACGCACAUGGCCGGCGUGGUGAGCGGGAGGGACGCCGGCGUGGCCAAGGGGGCCAGUGUUCGCAGCCUGCGGGUGCUGAACUGCCAAGGCAAGGGCACAGUCAGCGGGACCCUCAUAGGCCUGGAGUUUAUCAAGACCACCCUGGAGGCCCAGCCCUACACGCCGUUGGUUGUGCUGCUCCCCUUUGCCGGAGGCUACAGCCGCGUUUUGAAUGCAGCCUGCCGGCUGAUGGUGCGCACGGGGGUGGUGAUUAUUGCCGCAGCCGGUAACUACAAGGAGGAUGCCUGCCUGUACUCGCCAGCAUCCGAACCGGAGGUUAUCACCGUUGGAGCGACAGACUACCAGGACCAGCCUGUUUCCAUGGGCACCAUGGGCACAAACUUUGGCCGCUGCGUGGAUGUGUUUGCCCCGGGAGACGAUAUCAUCGGGGCCUCCAGCGACUGCAGCACCUGCUUCACCUCGCAGAGUGGGACGUCCCAGGCAGCUGCGCAUGUUGCAGGCAUCGCAGCCAUGAUCCUGAACACCGACUCGGCGCUGACGAUCUCGGAGCUGAGGCAAAGGUUAAUACACUUCUCCACCAAAAAGGUGAUCAAUGAGGCCUGGUUCCCUGAAGACCAGAGACUGAUCACACCCAACAGAGUGGCAGCCCUGCCGGCCAGACUGGGAGCAGAUGAGCCGUUGUACUGCCGCUCCGUGUGGUCUGCCAGGUCGGGGUCAACUCGCUCCGCGACAGCAGUCGCCCGCUGCACUGGGAACGAGGAGAUGCUCAGCUGCUCCAGCUUCUCGCAGAACGGCAGGAGGCGAGGAGAGCACGUAGAGGACCACGGAGGCAGGCGAGAAUGCGUGGCUCACAACGCACUUGGAGGCAGCAGUGUCUACGCCAUCGCUCGGUGUUGCAUUUGGCCUAAAGCACACUGCCAGACUCAUGCCAGCUCCCAAGCCAUGGAGGGGGCAUUGACCUCAGCUGUGGGCUGCUCCAAGGAGAACCACAUUUUGACAGGUUGUAGCUCCCAUUCUCCAUCUGGAGAGUUUAGUGACAACGUCAGACCUAUUCUACGGACAGAAAACGGGCACGACCACUGUGUAGGUAGAAGUGACCUGGUCUCACACGCGUCCUGCUGCCAUGCCCCCGGCCUCGAAUGCAAGGUGAAGGAACAUUCUCCCACGGACUUCACAGAACAGGUGAUGGUGUCCUGUGAUGACGACUGGACUCUGACAGGAUGCAACGCUUACUCCCGGGGUCCUGGCACCCUGGGUGCCUAUGCUGUUGAUGACACUUGCAUAGUGAGGAAUGCCCAGGGUGGCAAAGGGGCAUCAGCCAUCGCUAUCUGCUGCAGAAAGAGAGAGCUGGAGGACAAGCACACCGCCAGCAACCAGUGAUGACGCUGCGCAGGGGCACGGGGCACCUCCGUUGAGCGGAAACUCACAUUGCUCCAAAAAAAAAAUGCAUUCCAAAAGGGUCGGAGCUGAUCUGCCUCUACUCUUAUUGUAGAGGCAGCUCUGGUCCCCCGCCCCCCAAGUCUGGUCGCUGCUGAGUGACACAGUAAUUCGUGCGGGUGGGAGUCCUAACGCAUCUACACUCCAAGUGCAGCUGUGCUAGGACAUCCCCAGUUCCCAGGGACUAACUUUCCUUCUACAGGACCUUCUGCUCCACUGCAUGUAAAAUAAGUGCUAGCUGGGCAUCAUUUUGGUGUGGGGAGAACUCCUACCAUGCAACAGUUGCAAGGUUUAUUGUUCCUUUUUUUCCCCCUUAAAAAUGCCAAGAAAUGAGAUUAUGAAACUGGUCAGUCAGACGGUGGGAGGGUGACUUGUGUGCAUCUGGAAGAUGGUGCACUGAUUGCACGCAUUCUGGGUUAAGGAAGCCAAGAAACUUCUUGCUCAUUUUGGAGCCAGUCUCCAAAAUUCCCAGCAUCCUGCAUAUUUGUGUCACCAUCUCCCACCCCAUCAUACUCUUCCCUCCCGCUACCACCCUGUACGUGGCUGAGGCACAGAAUAGAGGCUUUAAAAGUUUCAGGGCUGGCCAGUUCCUGGUAUAGGAACAGAUUUGUCUUAGAAGGCUGCCUCUACCUGCCUUUGUUCAUAGGACGUGGGGGGUAUAGACGCUGCCACUGAGGCAGGUCUGGCUGGCAGGAGCACCCAUGGGCAGCCUGGCAGAGCUAUGCUGGCAUUAGCUCUGGUAUUGCGGUGCCCAGACGCAAAUUCAAACCACUUCAGCCCACUGCCCCCUUGGACUGCAAGUUCUGUGCUGAUCCUCCAGGAGGUGCCGCACAAGUGUGCAAUUGGCCAAAAUACAAGCAGGGGUUUAAUUUCUUGUUGGCUGUACUCCAGCUCCUUUCAUUCUCAAGUGCCUUAUAAACCCAGCAUUGCUUUAGGUACUGGAGUGCUAGCCCAGCAGGGCAGAGCCAGGCGUGCCCUCCCCGUCUAAGACUGCUUUUAAGGAUGAGAGAGCGGUGCAACCUGUGCGUGCGGUCUGUCAAGGGGGCAUUUUCUCUUCUAGUGGACAGUCGCCUGGAGGAGCCGAGGCCAGAGAGUUGCCUUUGCUCUUCCAGGGGGCUCACUUGAGUUUUUGCCAUGGCAGGAGUGGUCUGCAGUCUCCUGCUUUCCCAUUUCAGUUCCUUACCUCCACAAUGGUGUCAGGUGCCCUCCAACAGACCAGGCCAUUGCCACGUACAGAUCACCUGUUGAAUGGGGUUCAUCUAAGCAGUUCCAGGGAUUUGCUUUUGGAGGGGAGGGGUUGGGUUUUUGUUUUACUGAAAUGGCCAAGCUUCAUCUCCCCUCUCCCAGCCCCUACUCUGAGGCAUUGGCACCCUCCCCACACUGAGACUCACUCCUGGGGGAAAAGGAGAGAGAUCCUCCGUGUGUCCUGCCUGACGGACCGAAACCAGGCAUUUGCUUUCUGCAGGCCACGUAGGGGGAUCAAUGCCACAGCAAUAAGCGUAGUAGUUCAUUCAUAGACAGAGCAGUCUCGUGGAGUUAAUCCACACACUCUGCAGUUCAAACAGCCUACGACAGAAGAGAGCUGUCCUGAUCUGAGCCCCAGAAGAGCCUACCGUCCUCUCUCACAAUACAUUGAGAUUCCUUACUAAAAUUUUACAACUGCUGAGCAUUGUGGGGUGUGUUCACGCUGUCACAAUGUCCAGGAAGAACAUGAAUCUUUUCAAACCGAUGCACUGUUGCUGUGGCUUUUCUGUUUACUCAUUCGAUUCCUGCUGGACCGUUCAGCUAAACCA